ACUGGCGGGUGGGCGGCCUGGAGUGGACCAGUUAAAGAGGUGGAAGCCAAGCCUCCAAGAGCAGCAGUUAAAGAGGUGGAAGCCAAGCCUCCAAGAGCAGCAGUUAAAGAGGUGGAAGCCAAGCCUCCAAGAGCAGCAGUUAAAGAGGUGGAAGCCAAGCCUCCAAGAGCAGCAGUUAAAGAGGUGGAAGCCAAGCCUCCAAGAGCAGCAGUUAAAGAGGUGGAAGCCAAGCCUCCAAGAGCAGCAGUUAAAGAGGUGGAAGCCAAGCCUCCAAGAGCAGCAGUUAAAGAGGUGGAAGCCAAGCCUCCAAGAGCAGCAGUUAAAGAGGUGGAAGCCAAGCCUCCAAGAGCAGCAGUUAAAGAGGAGGAAGCCUAG
This is a messenger RNA of Procambarus clarkii (red swamp crayfish), 375 nucleotides long. NCBI's taxonomy places the organism in Eukaryota, Metazoa, Arthropoda, Malacostraca, Decapoda, Cambaridae. The record is from RefSeq and is a predicted model, not a curated record.